This is a messenger RNA of Dendroctonus ponderosae (mountain pine beetle), 1375 nucleotides long. RefSeq names its product mitochondrial ribonuclease P protein 1 homolog (gene rswl). Gene Ontology annotation, cellular component: nucleus; mitochondrion; nucleoplasm. The record is from RefSeq and is a predicted model, not a curated record. NCBI's taxonomy places the organism in Eukaryota, Metazoa, Arthropoda, Insecta, Coleoptera, Curculionidae. Gene Ontology annotation, biological process: mitochondrial tRNA 5'-end processing; positive regulation of mitochondrial translation. The transcript is spliced from 4 exons. Gene Ontology annotation, molecular function: tRNA binding. Bases 86 to 1249 code for a protein of 387 amino acids.
UUUCCCCCAAGCGGCCACGCCCGAACGCCUGGCCGGUGCGUCCCUAACCUCACCAAGCGUCAACCGCUAGCAGCCCGUCAAGACAAUGUUGAACUGGGGCCGCAGGGCGCUCACUGUGUGUAAAAGGGCGAGUGGGGGGACGCGGCAGUGCAGCCAGGCCGGCGGGGCCCCCGAUGCGGGCGAAGCCCCCCCACGGCCGCAGCCCCCGGGCGUUUUAGGGCUGGCCGCGUUCACCAAGGGGGACCCCGAGCUGGAGCACAAGCUGAAGGUGAUCAUGCUGGAGACGGAAGUGAUGCGGCAGGAGGGGCAGCUGGUGCCGCCCCAGGAGUUCAUGAGCCCCCCGAUCUGGGGCAACCUGCUCAAGUUGGGGUCGCGGAGCGGCCGGCGGAAGUAUUUGGAGUACCUGUUUAAGACGGCCAAGGCCAAGGAACACCAGCAGGAGAAAAAGGAGGCGCGGCGCCAGCAGUUUGAGGAGGCCAAGGCGGCGAUGGGCCCCCGAGAAGUGCUGGGCAUGGAGGAGCACGCGCAGACCUACGGGCUGGCGGCCAACAACAUUUUCCUGCGCUUCUACGACACCAGCAUCAACCACUUCUACAACGGGCGCCUGGCGAAGGCCUGCGACUUCGGCCAGAAGCUGGUGCUGGACUGCGGCUUCGACCGCCACAUGAGCCGGCGCGAGAACCAAAACGCCGCCAAACAGCUCAUGAUGCUCUUCUCCGACAACCGCUUCCAUAAGGACCCCUUCGACAUCCACUACACCAGCCUGCGGCCGGAGAGCGAGCUGACGCAGAUGCUGCAGAAAAUCAUCCCCACCAUGUACGAGCCGGCCUUCCCCAUGAACGUGCACGAGGGGAGCUACCUGGAGGUGUUCCCCAAGGGGCGGCUGGUCUACCUCACCCCCCACUGCCGCGAGGAGAUGGAGCGCUUCGACCACGACGCCAUCUACAUCAUUGGGGGCAUAGUGGACAAGCUGAACAACGAGCCGCUGUCGCUGGCCAAGGCGAAGCGCGAGGGGCUGCAGAUGCGCAAGUUCCCGCUCGACCGCUACCUGCAGUGGGGCGGCGGCUCGGGCAAGAGCCUCACCCUCAACCAAUGCGUAAGGAUUCUGCUGGACCUGAAGGAGAGCGGCGAUUGGAGGCACGCGCUGCGCCACGUGCCCAGGCGGAAGCUGACGGAGGCGCAGCCUCCGCGCGCCCGCCUCGCCUGGAGGCCGCAGGCCCGCAGCCCCCCAAGCCUGCACCAUCGGUAGUUUAGGCGUGAGGCAAUCGACUUCUUAUGUGACUUGUUUUUUUACCAACUUCUUUUUGGGCACUUCGCCUCAUUUCAGAUUGUAGUGUUAGUAGAGAAAUUAAUUUUUAUUCGAAUCAAUCAAACA